AUGUCUGCCACCAUCGCUAGCCUGCGCGAGAGCCUCUGCUCCGAGACGACCCCACUGCCCAUCCGGUUCCGCGCCCUCUUCUCGCUCAAGCACCUUGCCGUCCAGAACAAGGGCACCGCCGAGUCUCUUUCGGCCAUCGAGGCCAUUGCCGCCGCCUUCUCUUCCCCCUCGGCCCUCCUCAAGCACGAGCUGGCCUACUGCCUCGGACAGACUGGCAACGAUGCGGCUAUCCCCUACCUUACGCAGGUGCUCGAGGACCUGCAGGAGGACCCCAUGUGCAGACACGAGGCCGCCGAGGCGCUGGGUGCGCUGGGCAACGCCGACAGCUUGAACGUGCUCCAGAAGUACCUCACCCGCGAGGGCGAGGACGUUUCUGUUAAGGAGACGUGCGAGAUCGCUAUCGAGAGGAUAGAGUGGGAGAACUCGGAGCAGAGGAAGCAGGAGAAGCUGCGCCAAAGGUAA
Sordaria macrospora k-hell is the source of this 462-nucleotide messenger RNA. The record is from RefSeq and is a predicted model, not a curated record. Lineage: Eukaryota; Fungi; Ascomycota; Sordariomycetes; Sordariales; Sordariaceae.